UUUAAAGGCCGGGUAGGUGGAGGCUGAGCUCAGUGUUUGCUGGCUAGGAGAGAGACACCUGGGAGCUCAAAGGCAAACUGAGGGAGAGCAGAGUCAGUGACUGAAUGGAAAUGGGCAAGAUGAGCUUGGACCACCUCUUGCUAUUGCUGUUAGUUACACUGCCAAUUGAAGUGCUGCCCCAACACAUAAGAAGACAUUGUGCCCGCCAUUACUUCAAGGCAGUUGAGUAUAUCUGUGAAACUUACAAUUACGCAAGCUCCCUGCUGGACGAUCUACGCUAUUCCGGUCCCCCACGUGUUGGUAAGUGAUUCAGCCAAAGUUGAGCUACCAGCCAGUCCUUCACCAUGUAGCUUGCUGCUCUUUUGUAUUCCUGUUCAAGAGAAGUAAGGUGGCUUCUAUAAGGGAGCGCAUGGGAUUUUCCAUAUUUCGGGCCAAAGCUCCAGUUUUUAGUUAUAAUCUGUAUAAGUGGGAACAGGAAGAAAAGAAAUGGAUUAGAAAGCAGUUCAGUUUAAUGCACAGUCUGCAGAUGGAUGUUUUGUUUUUAACCCAAGUGAAAUGAUCCAUGGUCGGCUUUUGGAGAGAAAAUGUUUCUUUUUUCUGCUGCAGUUGACAUUGGAUUUUGGCUUUUUACGACUCAAAAGACAAGAUUUUAUUCCAUUCAGAAUUCAUCAAGGAUAUCUAGUCUGACAUAGCUGUCAGCAUCGCCCUUGAGCCAGUGCCACCAACUGGACUCAUCCACUUCAGCCCUGACUGGGCCAGGCGAGCUGGGUAGCACUUCCAGAGACCACCUUCUACACAGGAACAGGUCAAAGUGUUGUGGACUCACAGCUUAGUGUUGUGAGCACCGGAUUCACUCCAACAAGAAGACAGUCGUCGUACAGCAGAGUACAGCAGAGUAUAUAAACAACUCGGAGAGCAGCUCUGUAGAAUAUCUUCUUUUAUUCUAUCUACAACUAUACAAACUAUAUACAGAGCUAAAUAGGUCUAAGCAUAAAUGAAUGCUGCACUGCACUGAGUGUCUGCAGCUGCUCUUAGCAGCAACCCUAUCUCUACACAUGAUCUCUAACACUCAGUCUCUCUCUCUCUCCGACACUGACUGACUGACUGACUUGGUGCUGGAGCAGAAUAAGUAGAGAGCAGAACACGCCUCCUCCUCUCUGGAGAAUCAGCAGACUCCUCAGGAGAUUCUUGGAUAUGGGAGGGGUGAAAUCUCCUCAAUAGCAGUAGUAGCCUGUGAUUUAAAUAAAUAAAAGAUAGUGGUCUUUUGUCAACUACCCUUUUUUUCUUGCAAAAGAAAUGUGCAUUUGUUUCUCGUUUGUUAAUUGUUGUUGUUGUCUAGUCGUUUAGUCGUGUCUGACUCUUCGUGACCCCAUGGACCAGAGCACGCCAGGCACUCCUGUCUUACACUGCCUCCCACAGUUUAGUCAAACUCAUGCUGGUAGCUUCGAGAAUACUGUCCAACCAUCUCAUCCUCUGUCGUCCCCUUCUCCUUGUGCCCUCAUCAGGGUCUUUUCCCAACAUCAGGGUCUUUUCCAGGGAGUCUUCUCUUCUCAUGAGGUGGCCAAAGUAUUGGAGCCUCAGCUUCAGGAUCUGUCCUUCCAGUGAGCCCUCAGGGCUGAUUUCCUUAAGAAUGGAUAGGUUUGAUCUUCUUGCAGUCUGUGGGACUCUCAAGAGUCUCCUCCAGCACCAGAAUCCAAAAGCAUCAGUUCUUUGGCAAUCAGCCUUCUUUAUGGUCCAGCUCUCACUUCCAUACAUCACUACUGGGAAAACCAUAGCUUUAACUAUACGGACCUUGGUUGGCAUCACCUUGCCAACAAAAGUCCGUUUGUUAAUACUAAGAGUCAUCUUUCAGUAUUGUAGUUCUGUUGAAAUGGGAGUAUGGAAAUCUUUCUAGACUCUUUCGUAAUGGUCAGACCAUUUUCUGGUAGGACUUAGGCUUACAACUGCUUCUGCUCUUCACAGGUAUUUAAAGUGGGUUCUCCCUGAAGGUUGAUGGAAUCUGAUAGAUUCUUAAGGGUCUUUGGGGAGUUUACAGCUAGCAUGGCUGGCAUUCUCUCAAAGAACUAGUUACUCCAUAGAAUAGAGAACUGAUUAAUUAUUUCACCAUUACUUGCAAAUGCCCUUUCUCACAGGGCACAGAGUCUUACUGCUAAUUUACUAGAGAGCUGGGGUCAAUGAAGCAGAUAGGGAAAUAGCUUGAAUCCAAGUGGCAGAAAAUAUCAUGCGGACAGAAACACAAGAGCACAUUGGCUUUGCAGAGAAUGUAUUACGAUAAAUCAUUAAAUUUAUUUAGUUCUGAAAAUUGUUAGGUGCUCUGUUAAAAGCAGAGAUAAAGAAAUAUUCUGAAGAAUCAAUGAAUGUUCUCUGAGAUGAGAGCCCAAACUUUGUAACAUGCAAUGCAUUGUUUUCAAAUUAUUUUAAUUCCACUGUUAAUCUUUAUUUCUAAAAAAUGCAAUUUGUUGGUACAAACCAGAAAAUGGAAUGAAGAGGACCAAGCAAUGAAUGAUAUUGUGCAGUGUUAUCAAUACUUGUUUCUCAUCAAAAGUAGUAGUAGUAGUACAAUUUAAAAAAUAAAACAAAAUUGAUUACUUAAACAAACCACCCCAAAAUCUAUUCCCAGCACCCAAUAAAACUAGCAUUCCAAUAUGUCAACAAUACUUUUCUUAGUUAAGAUGCACGGAGGAUUCAGAAUUGAUAAGGACUUUUGCAAACCAAAGUCAGAUAAAUUUUAUUUAAAGUAACUGAGGCUGCAAUCCUGGGCACAUUUAGCAUGUGAGUAGCACACAUUUAAUAGGACGUACUUCUGUCUGAGAAGGCCCUAAAGGAUGAUGGCAAUGGAAACCAAAUCUUCUGUUUAACUGCAUUUCCUGUAUGCAAUAGCUUCAGAAGAUGAGCUGAGAAGCAUAAUGGUUUUGUCUUUCCUUUUCAGAGUUAGCUGAAGACCACCACCGACCCAAUGCCGAGCCAUCGCCGGGACAUUUCUUUGAUUCAAAUAACCCUCGCAAUAAUUCUAUGGAUGCAGCUGAGGAGAAAGCUCGGCAGAAGAUAAAAUAUAUAAUAGGCAUUGCUGGCCGUGUUAGAUCAGGUUUCCCACAAGUCAAACGCUUCAAAAGACAAGAGAUGUACCUGCCAAGGAAGUGUUGCACAGUGGGAUGCAGCGUGGAGGAAAUUAUUGAUGCCCACUGUUAGAAAUACUGGUUCAGUUGCAGUGCUGCUUGACCAUUGUGUACACAAAGGAGAAGCACAGAUGAUUUUUAACCCCGUCUUGUAUGCAAUUAAUUGUAGGCUUCUUAGCGCCUUGGAAAAAUCUGGGGUGGUGUCUUUGCAUUGUGACAGCAAACCAUCGCAAAAUUCUGCGGUGGUUUUGCUGAGAUGCAUCCACACCCCUUCUCUUCUAGAACUUGUCUUGGAUCUCAUGCUGAACUUUCCAUGGAAAUUGUAAUGCUUAAGGGAGACUAUCCACUGUUAAAUAAAGUAGUACGAGAGCAAAGGAUUGUGGUUCUUUCACCUCCAGCACC
Messenger RNA from Podarcis lilfordi (Lilford's wall lizard), 3518 nucleotides. The record is from the annotation of a GenBank genome assembly. NCBI's taxonomy places the organism in Eukaryota, Metazoa, Chordata, Lepidosauria, Squamata, Lacertidae.